AUGUCCCAACUCAGGCCGACUGAUUCUGGGCAGAGUCCAACAAUAACAAUCAUUGGGGUAUUCAGCAUCGUGUCUGCCGCUGAGCGUUGGGGUCUUCAUAAACGGAUGGCGUUGAGAAUACUCACCCUGUUCGGAACAAAGCCUCACUGGCUGAUAUUUGGGAUGUUGGUGUGCACAUCGAUUCUCUCUGUAUUCAUAACGGCCGGUGUCGCUGUUUUGAUGAUACCGAUUGUCCACAGCGUUGUGGACAAACUGAAGAACGUGGAACACACUAAAGAUAUAGAGAUGCAAAGUGCCGAGAACAAUUCUGAACAUGGGACAGAAAUCAGCGACGAUGGGAAAAUAAACCGGGAACAUCGAGAUGAGGUUAACCGCCUGUUUAAAGCAUUCAGCCUCUGCAUCUGUUACGGGACGGCAAUCGGCUCCUCGGUCCUACUAACAGGAGGUCCACCCAAUUUGGUAACCUUCAGCUUGACAGAAGAGUUUUACAGCCAGUAUGGCUUACCCUCCAAGCUGACCUUUCUGGGAUGGUUUAUUUACGCAGCCCCAGUGUCUGUAAUCGUCGUUUUACUAACCUGGGUAUGGCUCGUCAUAUUGUUUCUGCGAGGAAGAGGCCUGUUUCGUCGCUCAGUGAACACAGAGGAAAUGAAGCAAGCAGAAGAACGCGUUAAGGAGCAUUUGAAUCAAGAAUACAAGAACAUAGGUCCUUGGAGUUACCCUGAGAAAGUGGUCGUUAUGCUAACGGUGAUUUUGGUAAUCUUGUUCCUGACGGAAGACCUGUACUUUGUCCCCGGAUGGGAUUCACUCUUCAAGAAAGGAUAUGUUGGAAGUCCCGCUCCGGUUUGUUUGAUUACGGCGCUGCUGUUUAUUAUUCCCGCCAAAUCUCCAAGACAAAUUCUACGUCGCGACGAUAAGGACUGUGAAGACUCAAAAUUUGCUGCCCUGUUAACAUGGAAAUGCAUGUUAGCUACAUUUCCAUGGGGUAUUGUACUUAUCAUUGGAGCAGCGUUUUCACUUGUGAAGGCGUGCAAGGUAUCAGGGUUGACGGGAAUGAUUGCCGGGCAGUUUGAGUUGCUUGUUGACCUUGAGCCCUGGGUGAUCACCCUUGUGAUAACUGUGGUGACCAGCUUAUUGACGGAGUUCAUCAGCAAUUCGGCUACCAUCAUCCUGUUACUCCCCAUCGUUGGUCAAAUUGCGAUACUCGUGAAUCUCGAUCCAUUGGCGUUCAUCUUCCCGAUGGCUUUGUCAGCGAAGUGUGCCUUCAUGAUGCCAAUUGCCAGCCCGCCAAACGCCAUUGCUUUUUCAUUGGGUGCGCUACAGGUGAAAGAUAUGGCCAUGGCAGGAUUCCUUCUCAACAUAUUGUCUCUCCUGACGAUAAACCUGAGUGCACAUGCGUGGGGCAAGGCCUACUUCCGGUGGGAUGUCAUAGCAGAUGAGAUGAGACAAAACAUAACAUCAGCCACAAUUUAA
Liolophura sinensis is the source of this 1470-nucleotide messenger RNA. RefSeq names its product Na(+)/citrate cotransporter-like. The transcript has 13 exons. Gene Ontology annotation, molecular function: transmembrane transporter activity. Gene Ontology annotation, biological process: transmembrane transport. The coding region runs from base 1 to 1470 and encodes 489 amino acids. Lineage: Eukaryota; Metazoa; Mollusca; Polyplacophora; Chitonida; Chitonidae. Gene Ontology annotation, cellular component: plasma membrane. The record is from RefSeq and is a predicted model, not a curated record.